AUGCCGGGGUGCUGCGGGCGUUGGCGGCGUUGGAUCCGGCCGCUGGUCGCGUUGCUGUUCGCGCUGGCGCUCGCGGUGGCGUUGCCGCUGUGUGUGUGGGAGACGCGGAGAGCCGAGGUGGGCACACACACUAAAGCAUGGUUCAUCGCAGGUGUGUUUGUGUGUAUGACGAUCCCCAUUUCACUGUGGGGGAUUUUACAACAUCUGGUUCACUACACACAACCUGAGCUACAAAAACCCAUCAUCAGGAUUCUCUGGAUGGUUCCCAUAUACAGCGUGGACAGCUGGGUCGCUCUGAAGUACCCCCAGAUCGCGAUCUACGUGGACACGUGUCGAGAAUGCUACGAGGCCUACGUCAUCUACAGCUUCCUGAUGCUCCUGCUGCACUUCCUGGAGGACCAGUUCCCCAGUCUGGUGCUGGUGCUGGAGGUCCAGGAGGAGCGAGCCCUGCUGCCGCCCUUCUGCUGCUGCCCGGCCUGGGCCAUGGGCGAGGUUCUGUUGUUCAGAUGUAAGCUUGGAGUUCUGCAGUACACAGCAGUGAGACCUGUGACCACCAUCAUCGCACUUGUGUGUCAGCUGUGUGGAGUUUAUGAUGAAGGGAAUUUCAGCUUCAGAAACGCGUGGACGUACCUCGUUAUCGUCAACAACGCCUCACAGCUGUUUGCGAUGUACUGCCUGCUGCUGUUCUACCGGACGCUGCGAGAAGAGCUGAAGCCUCUGAGAGCCGUCGGGAAGCUGCUGUGCGUCAAACUCGUCGUCUUCGUGUCCUUCUGGCAGGCUGUGCUGAUCGCUCUGCUGGUGAAGGUCGGGGUCAUUUCGGAUAAACACACUUGGGAGUGGGACAGUGUGGAAGCCGUAGCCACUGGACUACAGGACUUCAUCAUCUGCAUCGAGAUGUUCCUUGCAGCGAUCGCGCAUCACUACAGCUUCAGCAGCCGCCCGUACGUGCGCGAGGGUGACGAGGGCUCCUGCUUCGACUCGCUGCUCGCCAUGCUGGACGUCUCGGACAUACGCGCGGACAUCUCGGAGCAAGUGCGCAACGCGGGACGUACUAUGUUAGGUCGUCCCCGUAAGCUGUUCUUCGGCUCUGAAGCGGAUGUUGUUCAGGGUGAACACACGGGUCUGCUCGCCGGGACGUCCCACGAGCGACUCGACCGUCACUCAGUCCCCGCCUCCCCGAGGGGGGGGUACCAGGGCCUGGGUUACACACACACACACACACCUCACUCUAGCUCCGCCCCCGCCGGCUUCACAUCGUCCUCCUGGGAGAGUGACAGCGACUCCGGGCCGGCGAUAGCCAAUCAGAGCGCAGCAACAGAGUCCUAG
This is a messenger RNA of Rhinichthys klamathensis goyatoka, 1326 nucleotides long. Its product is annotated as transmembrane protein 184C-like. Gene Ontology annotation, biological process: transport. Lineage: Eukaryota; Metazoa; Chordata; Actinopteri; Cypriniformes; Leuciscidae. Gene Ontology annotation, molecular function: transporter activity. The transcript is spliced from 10 exons. The record is from RefSeq and is a predicted model, not a curated record. Bases 1 to 1326 code for a protein of 441 amino acids.